UAACGCUGUCGUCAUCAUCAGCUGUCAGUUCACUGCUGGCAUGGCUUCCUGUUUGGUCUCUCCUGCUCACCUCCACCACUAUAGUCCUGCUGCUCUCUAAACAUGAGACAGUUCGUUCACCGUGUUUGUUCACCGGUUUUAGAAAGUAGCACCGUGUGCGGAGGCAACAACACACAGCCUAGAGCCGGACACAGAGAGAGAGAGGAGACAACAACAACAACAACAAAGCAGUGCUGCUGCUGCUAGCAUGCUGCUCUCACAGCUACCAGAAGAUGUCCUCUAUCACAUCCUGUCUUAUGUGGACUACAAGUCUCUCAGUCGCCUCUCUCAAGUCUGUAAAACCAUCUACCACUUUGUGAACCGGGAUGCUGUGUGGAGGAAGAUUGCCAAAGAGUUUCUAAACACUGGAAUCACUCGGAAUGGGACUGACAUAUAUCCCUCCAUCCCACUGAAGGGGAGAGUGAAGGUCGCUCAAAACUGGUAUGAUGGGGUCUGCAAAAAGGCAGUUCCUCUCAAAUGGAAAACAAAACUGUUGCCAUGGUUGCAGCUGGAUGGGGACGUACUGUUUCUGUCUCAGGCUGCUGAUAUCGGAGCGUACCGUCUGCGCCAAGACUCCAGGAGGCUCCAGCGUAACCCAUAUGAAAUCUAUUCGGGCCACAAGGGUGACGUCUGUCGCUUUGUUCUGACGGACUCUCACCUGGUCAGUGGUGGAAGUGAUGGCAAGAUCCUGGUUCACAGCAGGAGGAGUGACAUGUCGCUGGAGUUAUCAGGUCAUAACCAGGAAGUCAACUGCCUGGACUCUAAAGAUGGACUCAUCAUCAGUGGAUCCAGAGACCGAACAGCCAGGAUUUGGACGUUGACUUCCAGCGGCCCCAGAGACACCAUUCCCCUGUAUGACAGAGUGUGGUCUGUUGCCAUUAGUCCCACUUUGAGAUCCUUUGUAACGGGCACCGCAUGCUGCGAGAACUUCUCCCCUCUUCGCGUCUGGGAUGUCGAACGGUCGGAGUGUGUUUACAGUCUGGGCUUAGAGUUUCGUCGCGGGGCUGGUGUGUUGGACAUGGUGUUUGAGUCUCCGUUCCAGCUCUUCACCUGCGGCUAUGACACCUUCAUUCGACUGUGGGACCUCCGACUCAACCCACGGAAGUGUGUGAUGGAGUGGGAGGAGCCUCAUGACAGCGCUCUGUACUGCAUCCAGACAGACGGAAAUCACAUGAUAGCCAGCGGCUCCUCGUACUACGGUGUCGUACGACUCUGGGACAAACGGCAGAAUGAAUGCCUGCAGUACUUCCAGCUGAGUUCACGCCCAGUGAGCAGCCCGGUGUACUGCCUGAGGUUCAACAGCUCUCACCUGUAUGCAGCCCUGGCCACCUCCCUGCACUCACUGGACUUUAGACAGACACCCAUCUGCAUCAGAUGAUACACAUACACACAUACACACACACACACACACACACACACGUUCAAGUGAAUCUUUUCAAUAAAGCUGUCUAUUUUCACAGUAAA
Molecule: messenger RNA, 1503 nt
Organism: Sebastes umbrosus (honeycomb rockfish)
Lineage: Eukaryota; Metazoa; Chordata; Actinopteri; Perciformes; Sebastidae
Gene: fbxw4
Product: F-box and WD repeat domain containing 4
Exons: 9
Coding region: 248-1417 (389 amino acids)
Biological process (GO): SCF-dependent proteasomal ubiquitin-dependent protein catabolic process
Cellular component (GO): SCF ubiquitin ligase complex
Molecular function (GO): protein binding
Source: RefSeq, a predicted model, not a curated record